GUGCAGAGUCAUCCACCGCUUUGUCGCAAGCCGCCAGGCGGCUGGGCCACGUCCAUCUCUCGAUAAAUGCAUGUGCGUCGCUCGCAAACAGAUGUUAAAGCGAAGAAGACAACGUCUAAGACCCCUACCUCCUACCUAACUUCGCAUCCUAAUACGUACCAACCUCAUCCACACUCCGCGACCAGAAGGCAGGCCGGGCAUAAAACUGUGUCAUCUGGCACAUCAGCUCCGGUAGAUGGCAGAUGGUUCAUACCGGUUCCAACAGGGAGCCGGGCAAUUCUUCUAUCCUCAACACAACCAACAGUCACAUUUCCCUCGGCACCUCCAACAGCGAGCCUCAUCUCCCGUCAGUAACGCGGCCCGAGCAGGCUUCAACACAGACGCAACAUCGCCAUCACGAUCGCCUGGUCCGCAGUCUCCGGCGCAGAACCAAUACGGCAUGUUCAGUCAGAAUCACCAGCAGCAGAAUCAGCAUGGCAUGAUAAAUGGGGGAUCAGCCCACAAUCGCUUCAAUAUGGGAAUGGGUCUGAAGCAUUUUCAACAAGGCCAUCAAAAUCAGAACCAUCAGCAGCACCAGGAUCAUGGAAAUGGUCACGGCCCCAGUUAUGGCAAUCAUCAACAUAAUGUUUCAAGUGGAGGCCUCUCUAACGCGCCACAGCAUUUCGGAAAUAACCACCUUCAAAAUGGCACACCAGGCAGUACUCACAGUGGCCUAAGCAAGCACCAUAGUGAACACUGGCAAGAACAAUUGGCACUGUGUCAGCGCGCAAGAGAGAUGACGAUGUCGCACUCACACGCCCGAAAUCAUCCGAGUGUCAAUAAGCAAGUAAUGGCAGGAACGACCAAUGGAUUCGCAAAAGACUCAGACAGAGAUGAACGGAACCGGUCAAUAGUACAGACUGCUGAAGAGGAGGAGAAGCAAGUCUGGACUGCGUUGGAUUUUGGAGGGCAGAGUCUGAAAGUGAUUAGCAGUGCGCUGUUCGACUAUAGCUUUCUUACGAAACUCUACGUCAAUCACAACAAGCUGACGUAUAUUCCGGCCAAAAUUGGACAGUGCAGACACCUCACCAUCCUGGACUUCUCGCUAAAUGAACUUCGUUCACUUCCUCCGGAGAUGGGCAUGCUGACAAGCCUUACGCAGCUCCUGCUCUUUGACAACAAGCUGGAAUCGCUGCCUAUGGAACUAGGCUCGCUGUUUCAACUAGAGAUGCUUGGUAUCGAAGGUAACAAUCUCUUGGAUGAAAACUACUUCAACAUCAUCAUGGACGCCGGGACCAAGGAACUGAUUACUUGGUUCCGCGAGAAUGCUGAUGUUCCUGAUCCACCGUGCGAGCGUGAUUGGAUCGUGUUGGACGACACGUCGAUACCAGCUGAGGAUAAGUUUACUGUCCUGAAUUAUAACACACUGUGUGAUAAGUAUGCGACUCAGCAACAGUAUGGGUUUGCUCCGACGCGCGCCCUUGCCUGGGAACAUCGAAAGGAACUGCUUCUCGACGAGCUUCGAGCUAGGAACGCAGAUAUCAUGGGCUUGCAGGAGAUGGACGCCGAGAGUUACAACGACUAUUUCCGACCGAAUCUAGCCAGCAAUGACUACAAAGGAGUUUUCCACCAAAAAGGACGUGCGAGGACGAUGGGUGGGCAAGAUGCAAAGUCUGUUGAUGGAUGUGCGACCUUUUUCAAGAACAAAAAGUACAUCCUUCUCGACAAGGCGACGAUCAACUUUGCACAAAUUGCCAUCAACAGACCUGACAUGAAAGGCGAACACGACAUCUUCAAUCGCGUCAUGCCUCGUGACGAUGUUGCCCUUAUUGUAUUCCUGGAAAAUCGAAUGACAGGAACACGAUUGAUCGUGGCAAACUCUCACCAUUACUGGAAUCCUUUGUAUGAAGAUGUAAAAGUCGUUCAAGUAGCCAUUCUUCUUGAUGAACUCUCGAAGCUAGCCGACAAAUGGUCGAAACACCCUCCAUGCGUGGACAAGAAGGUAUUCAGCUUUGCAGAUGCAGAUGCGGACGACGAUGUAGAAGAAACGCAGGAAGUACCACAGGAGCCUGCGCCUUCGAAGAGCUACGCGGACAAGACAGAGAUUCCUAUCAUAAUGUGUGGCGAUUACAACUCUGGGCCAGAAUCGCCUGUGUAUGAGCUCGUCUCCCAAGGCAGCUUAUCUCCUUCCCAUCGCAACCUCGUCGACCACAAGUACGGAGACUUCACGAAGACUGGAAUCAGCCAUCCUUUCAGUCUGCGGUCCAGCUAUGCAAACAUCAACGAGCUCAGCUUCACAAACUAUACAGCGAGCUUUACGGGUAUUCUAGACUACAUUUGGUACUCUACCAACGCGCUGCAGGUUACUGGGUUGCUUGGAGAUGUGGACAAGGAAUAUCUGAAGCGUGUGCCUGGAUUCCCGAAUUAUCACUUUCCUAGCGAUCAUCUGGCGUUGGUUUCGGAAUUCGUUGUCAAGGGGAAAAAGAAAGCGGCUGUGGAGGCAGACUUUGGCAAUCAAGGGAGCCGGCGGUCAUGAUUUAGAUAAGUACAGCUGCUUUUGAAACAUUUGGAACCCAUCCGCAAUGUUCGCUUACCAAUGUCAUUGGCGUCGAACGGGAAAAGACAAGCCUUUGUUGGAAAUAUUACUUGGGCGCGAAUGCUCGUGGCUGCGAGUUCAUGUUGUUUUACGUAUCUGGGGCCUGGCGUUUUGAUUGUCUGCGUGCGGUCUCAUAUCUAUCUAUGUCGACUUGUCCUCGCCCAGGCCAGACACGCGGCGAGAGGUAGAAUGUGUAGGCUUGAAGGGAGUGCAUUGGGUGGAUAGGUA
Molecule: messenger RNA, 2803 nt
Organism: Pseudovirgaria hyperparasitica
Lineage: Eukaryota; Fungi; Ascomycota; Dothideomycetes; Acrospermales; Acrospermaceae
Product: glucose-repressible alcohol dehydrogenase-like protein transcriptional effector
Exons: 3
Coding region: 236-2515 (759 amino acids)
Biological process (GO): nuclear-transcribed mRNA poly(A) tail shortening
Cellular component (GO): cytoplasm; CCR4-NOT complex; nucleus
Molecular function (GO): protein binding; poly(A)-specific ribonuclease activity
Source: RefSeq, a predicted model, not a curated record